This is a messenger RNA of Schizophyllum commune H4-8, 418 nucleotides long. RefSeq lists its product as uncharacterized. The record is from RefSeq and is a predicted model, not a curated record. The annotation marks the transcript as partial. Lineage: Eukaryota; Fungi; Basidiomycota; Agaricomycetes; Agaricales; Schizophyllaceae. The transcript has a single exon.
CGCCUGCGUACUACUCGAGGCUUUACAUCUGCUUUCACGCAGGCGUCGUGGUCACAGAGACGAUGCACAUUGUGCCAUGAGUUGCGCGCCACCCCGCGGGACGAACGGAAAAGUGCCCGUACUUCUCCGACCGACGCCACGUGUGCGGCAUCCCUUGGCCGGACGAGUAAGUCUCGACGCAUUUUGCGCGCGCUCUGGCUGACAUUCUCGCAGGGAUACGGCGGAAGAUUGAAUGAGCGCUCUGCGCGCACUUCCCCCAAUCUUCCGACUUGCCGCUGGGCGGGUCUCGGUCGCGGACCGCCGAGGUCUGAUCCGGAAAUAUGCGACGCCGGUCUGGAAGUUUGGGCGGCGACUGGGCGCGGCGUUGGGCCGUUCGCGAUGUAUAAAGAGUGGGCUGUCUAACCCUUUGAAUCAGCAU